AUGCCGGAAAAAAGAAUGCAUAAUAAUAAUUUUGAUGCUUUAAACAUUAGCAUUCUUUUUACUCCUUCAAAUUUUGGAAUUGGAGGAUAUUUUUAUCCCAAUUUAGUUGAUGCAAGAGUUGGAGAUAAUAUAAUAUUUGAAAAAACUACAUCCUUCGGAAGUUCUCGAAUUGUUGAAGCCAAUGAGAAAGGGUCUUGUGUAAGAUCUAACAGACCUGAUGCAUACGUUGUAGACAUACCAGAUAACGAUUCAAGAGCUACAUUACAACUCACAAAGUCUGGGACAUUUUUUUUGUUUGAUGAUGGAAUUAAUGAGAGUUGUAUAAGUUAUGUUCAGUGUGAACUUGAUUUGGAACUAUUGGUGGUGGAUUAUUUGCUUUAG
Entrophospora candida is the source of this 381-nucleotide messenger RNA. The record is from the annotation of a GenBank genome assembly. NCBI's taxonomy places the organism in Eukaryota, Fungi, Glomeromycota, Glomeromycetes, Entrophosporales, Entrophosporaceae.